AUUGGAUCCUUAUCUGUGACGUCACGGAGAGCGACGGAGCGGCAUGUGACGUUUUUAACGUGGGACGGACAGGAGGCGUCGUCGAGGGUGCGUUUGCGGGAAGAAGCAGAAGCGAGCGGAGGAGCGUCUGGAGAGCUUCGUCAGGCUGAGUUCAGGUGUGAUCCACUAUGUCUUUAGCAGAUGAGCUUUUGGCUGACCUUGAGGAAGCAGCAGAGGAAGAAGAUGGCAGCUUUGCAGAUGAGGAGGACGAGCCUCCCAUUGAGGAUGUCCAGGAGGAGAUGCAGCUGGAUCUGGCAACCGAUUCAGUAAAGAGCAUUGCCAAGCUAUGGGACAGCAAAAUGUUUGCUGACAUCAUGCUGAAGAUAGAAGAAUACAUUAGCAAGCAACCCAAAGCAUCUGAAGUUCUAGGCCCAGUGGAGGCUGCACCUGAAUACAGGGUUAUUGUGGAUGCCAACAACCUCACAGUGGAGAUUGAAAAUGAGCUCAACAUUAUUCACAAGUUUAUUCGAGACAAAUACUCAAAGCGAUUUCCAGAACUGGAAUCCCUUGUUCCCAAUGCCCUGGAUUACAUUCGGACUGUUAAGGAACUAGGCAAUAGCUUGGACAAAUGCAAGAACAAUGAGAAUCUUCAACAGAUCCUUACAAAUGCCACAAUUAUGGUGGUCAGUGUUACAGCAUCUACUACUCAAGGACAACAGUUAACUGAAGAAGAACUAGAACGCAUUGAGGAGGCCUGUGACAUGGCCCUGGAGCUGAAUCAGUCCAAACACCGCAUCUAUGAGUAUGUGGAGUCCCGUAUGUCCUUCAUUGCCCCCAACCUCUCCAUCAUUGUGGGAGCUUCCACUGCUGCUAAGAUCAUGGGCAUUGCUGGUGGCCUCACAAAUCUGUCUAAGAUGCCAGCCUGCAAUAUCAUGCUUCUGGGUGCCCAAAGAAAGACCCUGUCUGGCUUUUCCAGUACCUCAGUACUGCCUCACACUGGCUAUAUCUAUCAUAGUGACAUUGUGCAGUCAUUGCCUCCGGAUCUGCGGAGGAAGGCAGCUCGGUUGGUAGCAGCAAAAUGCACACUGGCAGCACGUGUGGACAGCUUCCAUGAGAGCCCAGAAGGAAAGGUUGGUUAUGAUUUGAAGGAGGAAAUUGAAAGGAAGUUUGACAAAUGGCAAGAGCCACCUCCUGUGAAGCAAGUGAAGCCACUGCCAGCACCUUUGGAUGGACAAAGGAAGAAGCGUGGAGGGCGCAGGUAUCGUAAAAUGAAAGAGCGUCUAGGCCUGACAGAAAUCCGGAAGCAGGCAAACCGCAUGAGCUUUGGAGAGAUUGAAGAGGAUGCUUACCAAGAAGACCUUGGAUUUAGCCUGGGCCAUCUGGGCAAAUCAGGUAGCGGCCGUGUCCGUCAGACACAAGUCAAUGAGGCAACGAAGGCACGCAUCUCGAAGACCUUGCAGCGCACACUCCAGAAGCAAAGCAUGGUGUAUGGAGGGAAGUCGACCAUCCGGGACCGCUCCUCAGGCACUGCAUCCAGUGUGGCCUUCACUCCACUGCAGGGUCUGGAGAUUGUGAACCCACAGGCAGCUGAGAAGAAGGUAGCUGAAGCCAACCAGAAGUAUUUCUCCAGCAUGGCUGAAUUCUUAAAGGUGAAGAGCGAGAAGAGUGGCAUCAUGUCCACCUCGUAAGACAUUAAACCCUCUCAACUGGAAUCCCAAUAUUAAUUGGAGACAGAAGGAUCUGUGCUGGAGUUCCCAAGAUGUUUGACUUGAGAAUUUAGCACUGACUGGUUCUUUCCUGGACCUGUUUGGUAUCAUUUUCCUCUUUAUGUUACUUGAGCAGUGUCAUCAACAACAGAGAGCCUACUGUUCUGUGUAUGUGAGUACAUAAUAGAGGAAACGAGUUUUCUUGCAAGGUUUUCAUGCCAUGAUGAAAAACAGGAUAGUUAAAUAGUAUGAACUAAGUUGAAUUGUGACCUUUGCAGCAACAUUCUGGACCAUUCUGUGUUCCAUCCCCUUGAUUACUUAAAUUAAAGCCAGAGAUGUACAAACAACUCUCUGUAUUUACAAGGAACACUUUGCAGAUUGCACCGCACAUAACUCCCAUGUUUGUUGGUUUAGGACUAGUUUCAAGAUAUGGCAGGGCAGGAUUUUUCAAUAAAUAACACAUCCUUCUUCAGGUUGAUUUUGUCCAGAUCUACUGGACUAUAAUUCCUAUCAUCCCUAGCCAGCAUGUGUCUGAUUUGGAAAAGGUCCAAUGUCAACCUUUUUGCAGAGAAAUUGGUAUUUUGAACUGAAAUGAUUAGCUUCAAGAGGAGUCUGUGGGAAAGAUAGAAUGAGUAGUUACGCUACUAUGGAGCAGUGAUGAGUAUAAGAAUGACUGUUUAGGGAAAUUGUAGGUAAACUGAAUUCCAUUUCUCAGUUAAGAAGGGAAUGGCUACUUAAGAGAACCAUGGAGAGUUUUUAAUGUGAUUGGGAAAGCUAUAGGGGUUAAAGAAAAAGGCAUGCCUUUCCUUCUGUGUUAGAGAAUAACAAAGUGACCAAGUGUGGGAUAUUCCAUGGAUAAGAGUGAUAGAUAUGUGGAUAUGGAUAGAGUGGAUAAGGUAUGUGAGUGUAUGUUUGUGAUUGAGAGAGUUAUGCAUACAAAUGGAGGGGUCUGAAAGAAAUAAUAAUCAUCUUGAGAGUAAAUCAGUUCUGGGGGGCUACUUUGCCUACAGACUGAAUGUUUUGGUUUCUCCUUCUGGACUAGAAAUGAUAAAUUCCUGAAUGAAAUAAAAUUAAAUCUAGACUCUCUGCAGAGUGAGAAGGGUAAGUUGUAUUGUAACAGUGUGGCCUGAGGUUUGUCUUUGACCUGUGUAUUUUGGGAGAAAUACAACUUCUUUGAAACCUU
Molecule: messenger RNA, 2868 nt
Organism: Sceloporus undulatus (fence lizard)
Lineage: Eukaryota; Metazoa; Chordata; Lepidosauria; Squamata; Phrynosomatidae
Gene: PRPF31
Product: pre-mRNA processing factor 31
Exons: 14
Coding region: 168-1667 (499 amino acids)
Biological process (GO): spliceosomal tri-snRNP complex assembly; mRNA splicing, via spliceosome
Cellular component (GO): precatalytic spliceosome; U4/U6 x U5 tri-snRNP complex; U4 snRNP
Source: RefSeq, a predicted model, not a curated record